CAACAUUCGUAUUUUCUCUUCUAAAAUAAGAACAAGACGUAAUGGCGGACAAACGGCUACAACACUAGAAAAACACCCAUUUAAACCCCUCCAUGAGAUUCAACCAUGGCGUUUUCUACCAUCAAAUGCUUACUUAUACUUCUAGUUAUCUUCGCUUUUGAAGAACAUCUCUUCAGUCAAGCUARACCGACAAAACCAGCACCAAAACCAACACCAACACCAACUGCAAAACACAAAAAUAUAACGCACACUACAUCAAGAACGUUGAACAGCACAGAGAGUAGUCAUUCAGGUGGAAGCAAUACUGGAUUUUCAUUUCCAAACAAUAAAGGACUAUUAAAGCGUAUGCUAUAUGUGGCUGUUGGUUGCAGUGCAUUGAUAGCAUUAUAUUUCAUUGUCAAAACAAUCAGAACAAAAUCCAGGAAAAAUAAAUCAAAAAAAUAUGGCAUGAUAUUUUCGUCUGGAGAUGUAGAGAUGCAGCCGCUGGACAAUGAUGAUGAUGACGAUGACAUGACUGUCYUUGACAGAAAAAUACGAAAAUAAUUGACAACCAUUUUUACUCAAAAUAUGGGAACAUUAUAUUAAAGACAAUUAUUUAUUACGGCAAUCGAGAGGUAGAAAAGUGUUCUCCAAGACUGUUGCUGAAGUAGACUGAAGUCUUGCUAAAACUUGGUCAGUUUUGUUGCUAUGUUUAUAUUGGAGCACAUUCAAUAAUUCUUUAAUCCAGUCAAAUAACRCCAGGGCAUUUUUGGUAUCCACCUACCAAAUACUUUAACAUGGAAGUUCAUUUAAUUCAAAAACUCAAAAGUCUAGAAGUUUUGAAGGUUAAAGAAACCUUAUUGAAAAACUCUUAUAUGGAAUAAUAAUCAAAAGUUACCCUACCUGUGGGUUAAUAAGAUAUUAGCUAUUGGUGUCUGCACUGUUAGGCGAUGAAUUGACAUAGCAGUUGCUUAAUACAGUAUUCUGAAAGUUUGAAAAUUUGGCUGACAUACAUUAGCUGAAGACCAACUCCCAUUUUGAGUUUGCCUUUGCUCAGUCUUAGCCUUGAUAUUGUAUGAAUGUGUUUUUUUUCUUCUUUUUUUAAGUUCCUUUGUAUAGUAAGGAAUAUGCGAUCUACAGAACAAUACAAGUUGAUUAAAAUGCCACGGGAUUUGGUUGAAUAGCUGAAUAUUAUUAUAACACACAUUCGAGACUAAGGCUGAGCAAAGAGAACUUGAAACUGUAGUAUUGUAAACUGGAACCUUUUUGUAUAUUAUCAUAUGGCAAAACAUUAAUUACUAAACUACGAUGCGGUUAUAAAUGAGCAUUUGUUAUCAGGGGUAAAUAUAAUGGCUGCUUAAUUGCCGAUAUGAUGAUGACCAGCCAUAUUGGACUGUACAUCAUCAUCAGUCAAUACGACUGGUCAAGAGAUAGUCGGCCAGAUAUUGUCAGUUAACAUUAUCUGGGCAUUAUUUUGAGUCUGUAUUUUUGUUAUUCAAAUUCAUGUUAUGAAAUGUACCUUAGGUUUACUGUUGUAUUGUUUACUGAACAUGUUAUAAGAAUCUUCUCAAAGUCAUUAAUAAUUCAUGAGGUCAAUGACCAAUUGUAGUCAUGUGCACGCAUCAUGAUACUUGAUCAAAAAUGGACCAAGACACUGAUCAAAACACUGAUCACUUUUUUUAGUCUAACGAGAUUCAAGAACAAAUGAAAUAUUAUAAUGAGACUGAGAAGUCAGUUAAAAACCUUGUGCUUCGUGUUUGAUCAGGGCAUCCAAACACCUUGAAAGAAUAAAACCAUUCAGCCUAACCUCCUGGUGCUUUCAUCUGUUUCUCAGUGUUUGGAUGCCCUGAUCGAUCACUCGCACUCGUUUUUGAUCUAUUACAUCAAUGCAUUUCCUGCUUGUGCUAUAGGUAAUGGUAGGGUAGUUUAAAAAUAAAUAGGUCUUAAAUCUUUAAAAAAUUGAAUCUCUAAAAGUUAUUGUCAGUGCUUUUAACAAUAUUUUUAAAAUAUUGUUAAUUCAAAAGGCUUGUAUAGGGGUGUAAUAAGACAUUUUGUGAAGAAAAUGUUGUCUUUUAAGGUACAAGAUAUUUCCUUAAUUCAUUAAUUGAUCCCCAGGCAAGAUUCAUAGCUUAGAAUAUAAAAAGCAAGGCAAAGAUUAACUGGUCGAGUUCCAUUAUUUCAGUAAAUAACAGCAAAGAUUAAUACAAUUUCAACUUUGCUUGGGGACAUCGUUCUUGAUUUAGAUCAUUCAGAUUUAUUUCUACGUUGCUUCUGGAUAGAGUUCUGAUCUAAUAGGUUCAUAUAAAAUCUUCAAAUAUAUCUGAAAUAACCUAGAAAAGAUCUUAUAAAGGUUUUAAAUAAAUCUGAAAAAACCUUGAAAGGAAAGACCUUGUUUGGCAAUCUAUUUAAAAUAAAACAGACUAAUUCAGAAAUGAAA
Molecule: messenger RNA, 2416 nt
Organism: Actinia tenebrosa (Australian red waratah sea anemone)
Lineage: Eukaryota; Metazoa; Cnidaria; Anthozoa; Actiniaria; Actiniidae
Source: RefSeq, a predicted model, not a curated record